AUGGUCGUGAUAUCUCCGAUUGAGACUAUCUUCUUAAAGUCUCAACAUCGUCUUCUUCAACCUCGAGGCUAUUCCUACCCUGUGGUUUCUCACAAAACUCGACGAGUUGCAAAUUUCUCAUGUUCUUCUUCUCUAGGAUCAUGCUCUGUAGGCUUCCCACUACAAACUAACUCGAUUUCGCAAAAUGGGAGGUCGAGUUUUUCAUGGAGGAGAUAUGUUUCAGAAUCUGACGCAAACGAGAUCUACCAUAAGAAAGUUUCUAUAAUGGAAACAUUAAAGCAAGCAAACUCUUUUAUUCCUCAUACAGUUCUCUCAAGUGCAAUCUUAGCUCUUCUUUAUCCACGUUCUUUCACAUGGUUUAAACCAAGGUACUUUGUGCCUGCCUUAGGUUUCAUGAUGUUUGCUGUUGGAAUCAACUCUAACGAAAGAGACUUUCUUGAAGCUCUUAAAAGACCAGAUGCUAUUUUCGCGGGGUACAUCGGACAAUACUUGAUUAAACCUAUCUUAGGUUACAUUAUCGGCGUAAUCGCUGUCUCUCUUUUCCAUUUACCUACUCCUAUAGGUGCUGGAAUCAUGUUGGUAUCAUGUGUUAGUGGAGCUCAGCUAUCUAGUUACACUACUUUCUUGACGGAUCCUUCACUCGCACCGAUUAGCAUCGUCAUGACUUCGAUAUCUACUGCUACCGCGGUCCUUGUUACGCCAAUGCUUUCUCUCUUGCUCAUUGGCAAAAAGCUUCCUAUUGAUGUGUUUGGGAUGGUCUCUAGCAUUCUCCAAGUUGUUAUUACACCUAUUGCUGCAGGAUUGCUUCUAAACCGGUUAUUUCCAAGGUUGUCUAAUGCAAUCAAACCAUUUCUUCCUGCGUUAACACUUAUCGACAUGGCUUGUUGCAUGGGAGCACCCAUCUCUAUGAACAUCGACUCAAUCUUGUCUCCAUUCGGCGCAACCAUUCUGUUCCUCGUUGUCACGUUUCAUCUAUUGGCUUUUGUCGCGGGUUACUUUUUCGCUGGUUUCUUCUUUAGCAAGGCACCUGAUGUAAAAGCCCUACAAAGAACAUUAUCAUAUGAGACAGGAAUGCAAAGUAGUCUUCUUGCUUUGGCUCUCGCGACAAAGUUCUUUCAAGAUCCUCUCGUUGGUGUGCCUCCAGCAAUUUCUACAGUGGUUAUGUCUCUGAUGGGUUGCUCGCUUGUUAUGAUAUGGAAAAACAAAAAGGAGUAG
Messenger RNA from Arabis nemorensis, 1215 nucleotides. NCBI's taxonomy places the organism in Eukaryota, Viridiplantae, Streptophyta, Magnoliopsida, Brassicales, Brassicaceae. The record is from the annotation of a GenBank genome assembly.